Molecule: messenger RNA, 669 nt
Organism: Paramecium tetraurelia
Lineage: Eukaryota; Ciliophora; Oligohymenophorea; Peniculida; Parameciidae
Exons: 3
Source: RefSeq, a predicted model, not a curated record
AUGUUAAAUACAAGCUCAAUGAAUUUAGGAGACACAAGCAAAGUAUACAAGCAAAGCAAUCAACUUGGAAUUUUGUCUACAGCCAUAAGCAAAAUAGGAAAUUCAGAUCACUCAUUUCAAAAGGGAGUUAAGGCAGCGAAUACUACAAAUGUAUCUCCUGUAAGGAUGCGAUUGUUUAGAGAAUCCCCAGAAAGAAAAUAAAGAGGCCUAGAUGGAUUGGUUGUCGGAGAGUUUCAUCCUCGUAAAUAAACUUAAGUGGUGUAUAGUAGCAUUCAUUAGAGUUCAUCUCCAAUGAUUCAUAAACCUCAAUAGAAGCAAUCAUUUUAAGAUUCACCUACAAGAGCUAAAUAGAAGAUAGAUAGAUUUAAGAACUGGGACUCCAAACUGGACAUUGAAUUAUAAUUACAAAACACUGGAAUUACUAGAAUGGGAAAUGAUAUAGUCUAUCAAUCUGGUCCAUAACUUAAUUAUACUAAAUCAAUAUAAUUAAAUGAGAGAUUAAAUCGAAACAACCCUUCAAUUACACAAUCAGAUAUUGUAUAGCUAACAGCUAAACUAAAUGCAAUUCCAAGGACAGAAUUAACUAACUUUACAAGAGGUCACGCUCAUGAAUUAUCCACACUUUAAUAAUCAUUGCAAAGGAUAUUGAAAUCAAGCAAAGGCUAUUGA